AUGAAGUUGAGUUCCUUGAUCGAGACUUGUUUCGCCCUUAGUUGGUCGCAGGAAACUCUGGCUGCAACACAGACAAAGAUCUUCGCGCCUACUGUCACUGUUAAAAACGGCACGUAUGCUGGAGUCUAUAACAAGCAAUAUGACCAGGACUACUUUCUUGGGCUUCCUUUUGCUCAGGCAAGUUCUCAUAAUAAUCCUCCAGAACGGUUCUCAGUAGCCCAAGGGCUCAAUACUUCCUGGGAUGGAGUCCGAAACGUCACCGAGUUACCAGUUCACUGCUAUGGAUAUGGUUCUGACCAAGAUGGAUACAAGCAAUCCGAAGACUGUCUCUACCUAAACGUCAUUCGACCCGCGAACCUGAAAACCACCGCGAAUAUUCCCGUGGCCGUUUGGGUUCACGGAGGAGGCCUUUUUCAGGGCGGUGCUUCGGACUUACGAUAUAACCUGUCUUUCAUCGUUGAGCAGAGCGUUGCUCUUGGCACACCUAUCAUCGGGGUCAGUUUUAACUACCGUCUUUCUGCAUUCGGAUUCAUCGUUGGAAAGGAGGUUCUGAAAGAGGGUGCUACUAAUAUCGGGUUCCGCGAUCAAAGACUUGCACUUCAUUGGGUCCAGGAGAACAUCAAGGCUUUUGGUGGUGAUCCUGACAAGGUCACUAUAUUUGGAGAGAGUUCAGGUGCCGAGAGUAUAGCAGCACAGGUUCUUGCAUACAAUGGUCGCGAUGAUGGUCUAUUCAGAGGAGCUAUCGGCCAGUCUGGCUUCGGUGCCCCCCUUCCUCGAUAUCGUGGCGGCUACAACGCAACUGAAGCGAUGCAAGCUACAUACGAUAGAUUCGUUGGCAAGGUCCCAUCAUGCGCCGAUUUGAAAGGAUCAGAUAAAUCUCUGCCUUGCUUGAGAAAAGCGCCUUUUGACGAAAUCAACAGUGCCAUACGGGCCAUCAACACCGGUCUUGACUGGUCCCCAGUCCUGGAUGGAGAUUUCAUUGCAGAUUACAACACUAACCAAUUUGAAAACGGGAAAUUUGUCAAAGUGCCGCUUCUUAUAGGUGCCAACACAGAUGAAGGGACGGCCUUUGGUAGAAAUAGAACACCCGAUGGUGGCAACGUUAAUACCGAUGAAGAUAUGAGGGAUGCUAUCGGAGCUGGAAUCCCACCUCAUGCAGAAGACACCGCGGGGCAGACGGCUGAAGAGCUUACUGAUGAGUUGAUGGAGUUGUACCCCAAUGAUCAAAGAGUUGGAAUACCAUCUUUGGAGUCUUGGCCACAUAUCAUCAAACCGAACGAUUCGUACGCUGAGGUACACGGAGCUCAAUAUCGUCGAUCAUGUGCUCUGUUCGGAGACCUUAUCAUUCAAUAUCAGAGAAGACGCGCGAACAAGUUCUGGGCCAAACAUGGGAUUCCCAAUUAUGCGUACCGCUUCAACAUCAAGCCCAAUGGACAACCAGAGUAUGCUGGGGUCACCCAUUUCCAAGAGGUUGCUUUUGUGUUAUAUAAUAUCCUCGGGGACGGAUACAAUCGCAAACCUUUUGGUGGUGAAGGAUCAUAUCCAGAGAAUGCCAAGGCAAUGUCAAAGACUAUCAGCACUGCAUGGAUCAACUUCUUCAAUACUCUCGACCCCAACGGAAAGACAGGGGAGGAGAUUUUCAGUGGCAAGGAAUGGCCUGCUUAUGACUUGUCUGAUGGUCCUGAUGGAGAGGGUAUCGUUUUCAAUAUCAACGGGUCCGAUAUUGAAGUAGAUGAUUGGAGAUCUGGUGGAAUGGAGUGGAUGGCUGAGCACGCUUUGGACGUUUUUGGUAACUAG
This is a messenger RNA of Fusarium pseudograminearum CS3096, 1797 nucleotides long. RefSeq lists its product as uncharacterized. The transcript is spliced from 4 exons. Lineage: Eukaryota; Fungi; Ascomycota; Sordariomycetes; Hypocreales; Nectriaceae. The record is from RefSeq and is a predicted model, not a curated record. The coding region runs from base 1 to 1797 and encodes 598 amino acids.